Molecule: messenger RNA, 2767 nt
Organism: Pan troglodytes (chimpanzee)
Lineage: Eukaryota; Metazoa; Chordata; Mammalia; Primates; Hominidae
Gene: HOOK2
Product: hook microtubule tethering protein 2
Exons: 23
Coding region: 431-2488 (685 amino acids)
Biological process (GO): cytoplasmic microtubule organization; cytoskeleton-dependent intracellular transport
Cellular component (GO): cytoplasm; centrosome
Molecular function (GO): dynein light intermediate chain binding; microtubule binding
Source: RefSeq, a predicted model, not a curated record
GGCAGCACCCUCUCCUCUGGUGAAUGCGAGGUGGGGGAGCCAACGGCAGCUGUUCCCACGACCGCCGGAAGACAGCCCAGUCCGGAAGCCAGCGCUGCCGGCCCUUGUCCCCUUCCCCCACUAUCCUCUCCACCCGCUCCCAGGGGCUGGAGUCUGGAAAACCACGCGGGAGGAGGUUGUGGGGAUAUGGACGAGCAUCCGAGGCCCCCGGGUGCGUACGGCUGCGCAUGAGUGGGCUGUAAUCGGGUGUCUGGGGUUACAGACGUUCCACGUUCCGUCUCCCUGUGCCAGCCCUCAGGACCUGAGCAGCGGCCUUGCCGUAGCCUAUGUGCUGAACCAGAUAGACCCCUCCUGGUUCAACGAGGCAUGGCUCCAGGGCAUCUCGGAAGAUCCAGGUCCCAACUGGAAGCUGAAGGUCAGCAAUCUGAAGAUGGUCUUACGGAGCCUAGUAGAGUACUCCCAGGAUGUCCUGGCGCAUCCUGUGUCAGAAGAUCAUCUCCCAGAUGUGAGCCUCAUUGGAGAGUUCUCAGACCCAGCAGAGCUCGGCAAGCUGCUUCAGCUGGUGCUGGGCUGUGCCAUCAGUUGCGAGAAAAAGCAGGACCACAUCCAGAGAAUCAUGACGCUGGAAGAAUCGGUUCAGCAUGUGGUGAUGGAAGCCAUCCAAGAGCUCAUGACCAAAGACACUCCUGACUCCCUGUCACCAGAGACGUAUGGCAACUUUGACAGCCAGUCCCGCAGGUACUAUUUCCUAAGUGAGGAGGCUGAGGAGGGGGACGAAUUACGGCAGCGCUGUCUGGAUCUGGAGCGGCAGCUGAUGCUCCUGUCAGAGGAGAAGCAGAGCCUGGCGCAAGAGAAUGCAGGGCUGCGGGAGCGGAUGGGUCGGCCUGAAGGCGAGGGUACCCCAGGUCUCACUGCCAAGAAGCUGCUGCUGCUGCAAUCCCAGCUGGAGCAGUUACAGGAGGAGAACUUCAGGCUGGAGAGUGGCAGGGAGGAUGAGCGCCUGCGCUGUGCCGAGCUGGAGAGGGAGGUUGCGGAGCUGCAGCACCGGAACCAGGCGCUGACUAGCCUGGCCCAGGAGGCACAGGCCCUGAAGGAUGAGAUGGAUGAACUACGGCAGUCCUCGGAGCGUGCUGGGCAGCUGGAGGCCACGCUGACCAGUUGCCGGCGCCGCUUGGGCGAGCUGAGGGAGCUGCGGCGGCAGGUGCGGCAGCUGGAGGAACGCAACGCCGGCCACGCCGAGCGCACGCGGCAACUGGAGGAUGAGCUACGCCGAGCCGGCUCCCUGCGCGCCCAGCUGGAGGCGCAGCGGCGGCAGGUGCAGGAACUGCAGGGCCAGCGGCAGGAGGAGGCCAUGAAGGCCGAGAAAUGGCUAUUUGAAUGCCGCAACCUGGAGGAAAAGUAUGAGUCGGUGACAAAGGAGAAGGAGCGGCUGUUGGCGGAGCGGGACUCCUUGCGGGAGGCCAAUGAGGAGCUGCGCUGCGCCCAGCUGCAGCCGCGGGGGUUGACCCAGGCCGAUCCCUCACUGGAUCCCACCUCCCCACCGGUGGAUAACUUAGCCGCAGAGAUCCUGCCUGCGGAGCUCAGGGAGACGCUCCUGCGGCUUCAGCUGGAGAACAAGCGGCUGUGCAGGCAGGAGGCGGCCGACCGGGAGCGGCAGGAGGAGCUGCAGCGCCACCUGGAGGAUGCCAACCGCGCGCGCCACGGGUUGGAGACGCAGCACCGGCUGAACCAGCAGCAGCUAUCCGAGCUGCGGGCCCAGGUGGAGGACCUGCAGAAAGCCCUGCAGGAGCAGGGGGGCAAGACUGAAGAUUCCAUUUUGCUGAAAAGGAAGCUGGAGGAACAUUUAAAGAUCCCUGGCUGCUGGAUGGAGUGGUUGAGAGUAGAAGCAGCUAGCAAGGGAAGAUGGUGGCUGAACCAACUUGGGAGCUUUGUGAUGGGAAGAAGUGGACAGCAGAGGGCUGUUCCAGGGCAGAAGCUUCAUGAGGCAGAUCUGGAGUUGCAGAGGAAGCGGGAGUACAUUGAGGAGCUGGAGCCACCCACUGAUAGCAGCACAGCCCGGCGGAUCGAGGAGCUGCAGCAUAACUUGCAGAAGAAGGACGCGGACUUGCGGGCCAUGGAAGAGCGAUACCGCCGCUACGUGGACAAGGCCCGCAUGGUCAUGCAGACCAUGGAACCCAAGCAGCGGCCAGCUGCGGGGGCACCUCCAGAACUCCAUUCCCUGAGGACACAGCUCCGAGAACGGGAUGUCCGCAUCCGACACCUGGAGAUGGACUUUGAGAAAAGCCGAAGUCAGCGGGAGCAGGAAGAAAAGCUGCUCAUCAGUGCCUGGUAUAAUAUGGGCAUGGCCUUGCAGCAGCGAGCCGGGGAGGAGCGGGCGCCUGCCCAUGCCCAGUCAUUCCUGGCACAGCAGCGGCUGGCAACCAAUUCUCGCCGUGGACCCUUGGGACGCCUGGCAUCUCUGAACCUUCGCCCCACUGACAAGCACUGACAGACCUCACAAUCAAGCCAGCCUGGGCUCCACCCACCCUGGCUUCCUCCAGCUCACAUGGCGCCCAGCACUGGGCUUCAGCCAGCUGCUCGAGAGCUUUGAGGCCAUGAUCUCUGCUCUUCCCUCUCCCAGAUUGGUGGGGAGGGAGGGCAGGAGGUAGAUAUAGGCCUGUUCUUUUUAGCAAUGUGAUUCUUGUCGUUGAUUCUCUCUCUGGAGUUCAUGUGCUGCCUCAGGAGACUCUGAUUUUAUAUUUGAGAAAAAUAAAGGCGUUCAAUCUGC